This is a messenger RNA of Apis dorsata (giant honeybee), 1500 nucleotides long. RefSeq names its product protein farnesyltransferase/geranylgeranyltransferase type-1 subunit alpha (gene Fnta). The transcript has 5 exons. Gene Ontology annotation, biological process: protein geranylgeranylation; protein farnesylation. The record is from RefSeq and is a predicted model, not a curated record. Gene Ontology annotation, cellular component: CAAX-protein geranylgeranyltransferase complex; cytoplasm; protein farnesyltransferase complex. NCBI's taxonomy places the organism in Eukaryota, Metazoa, Arthropoda, Insecta, Hymenoptera, Apidae. Bases 158 to 1144 code for a protein of 328 amino acids. Gene Ontology annotation, molecular function: protein farnesyltransferase activity; CAAX-protein geranylgeranyltransferase activity.
AUAAUUUCGAUUACGAUAGCUAUCGAUAUACUAUCGACAUUUUUCCAUCUGUAAUGGGGGGCUUAACAGGUUUGAAGAGAUAAAAUUAAGAUUAUAGAUCAAUUGUGGAAAUAGAUUUUCAUUUUUAUCGGUUUACGAUAUUUCGUGGAAAUAAAAAAUGACGGAAAGUUCUGAUGAAAGCUCAGAAGAAUCAAGCUGGGUAUUAUACAGAGAUCGUGAGGAAUGGAGAGAUGUAGUUCCUGUGCCUCAAGAUGAUGGUCCUAAUCCUAUUGUUUCAAUUGCUUAUUCUUUGAAAUUUAGGGACACAUAUGACUAUUUCCGAGCUAUUCUAAAAUCUGGUGAAAAGUCAGAACGUGCAUUAGCUUUAACAGAAGAUUGUAUCUAUCUUAAUCCAGCAAAUUAUACCGUAUGGCAAUAUAGAAGAGAAAUACUUAAAGCUCUUGGAAAAGAAUUAAGAGAUGAAUUAAAAUCUACUAAUAUUCUCACAGAAUAUAAUUCUAAAAAUUAUCAAGUGUGGCAUCAUAGGAAACUUAUUGUUGAAUGGCUCCAAGAUGCUAGUGGAGAAUUAGAGUUUACAGAAAAUAUUUUGAAAAUUGAUGCAAAAAAUUAUCAUGUUUGGCAGCAUCGUCAAUGGUGUAUAAAAACAUUUAAUUUAUUUGAGAAAGAGUUGGAAUAUACAGAACAUUUAUUGAAUGAAGAUAUUCGCAAUAAUUCUGCUUGGAAUCAGCGUUAUUUUGUAAUAAAUAACACAACCAAGUUUGAACAAAAUAUAAUUGACAGAGAAAUUGACUUUGCCCUGGAUAAAAUAGAAUUAGUUAAAGGCAAUGAAAGUGCUUGGAAUUACCUUCGAGGUAUUUUGAUGCAUGAUAGUAAUGGUUUGGCCUAUAAUGAAAAAGUAAGACAAAAAUGUGAGGAAUUGUAUCAUGCUGGUUGUCGUGUUAAUCAUUUACUAGCCUGUAUUAUAGACAUUUGUCAAGAGAAACCAAUAUCAGAUGAGUCAUCUAAUUCAAUAUUUCAUAUUGACAAUGCUCUUAAGCUAUGUAAAGAAUUAUCUGAAAAACAUGAUCCAAUAAGAAGAAGAUAUUGGGAUUUUGUUGGUCAACAAUUAAUGGAAAAAAAGAAGUCAGAGUCUAUAAAAACGUAGUUUAUUCUACAUUUUUAUAAAAACAUAAUUUGAAUUGAUAUUAUAAUCCACAUAUGAGGAACUGUGUAUUAUAUAUUUCUAUGUUGAAAUGAUGAUAAAUAUAUCAAUAUAAAAUAUAUUGAUAUAAAUAUAGAUAUGAAAUGUAUUGUUUAUAAGAUUUGAUAAUGCAUUUUAGUCAAUAUUAUUAAUUAACAGAUCACCUUAUAAAUAAAAGUUAGUAACUGGACAAAUUUUAUAAGAUAUAUACAAAAAAAUUCAUAAUACUUUAUGCAAUAUUUUUAAGUGUAAUAAAAAAUAAAAUAAGUUGUAUAAUUAUCAAUGGAAAAAAAUAAAAUGGUGAAGACUUUUACAAAGUA